Branchiostoma floridae (Florida lancelet) is the source of this 3346-nucleotide messenger RNA. Its product is annotated as tubulin--tyrosine ligase-like. The transcript is spliced from 9 exons. NCBI's taxonomy places the organism in Eukaryota, Metazoa, Chordata, Leptocardii, Amphioxiformes, Branchiostomatidae. Gene Ontology annotation, biological process: protein modification process. The coding region runs from base 31 to 1179 and encodes 382 amino acids. The record is from RefSeq and is a predicted model, not a curated record.
GGAGCAGUUUCCUCGGCGGGUUUGGGCAGGAUGUACACGUUCGUGAACAGGGACGAGAGCAGCAGCGUGUACGGCGCCGUAGCGGAGCUGCUGGUGGCUCGGGGGGACUGGCGAGGGCUGCCGAGGGACUCGGCACGGUUCCACCUCAUGCUGGGCGAGAGGAACAAGCUGCCGUUCGGCCGGCUGGGCCACGAGCCAGGUCUUGUCCAGCUGGUGAACUACUACCGAGGGUCUGGCAGCAUCUGCAGGAAGACUUCCAUGGUCAAGACAGUUCAGAGUUACUGUGCGGCUGCCGGCUCCGACCCGUUCCUCUGGAUGCCUCCAUCCUUCGUCGUCUGUCCCACCAGGUUCCUGGCAGAGGAUGAUGGGAAGGCUGCUAGGGGCAGGCUGGGAUUGAAGUUGAAGCGGAAGGACGAGAGAAGCGAGUUCCGGACAGCAGCUGCCGACGGGAACGGGAAGGGUGGAGUCUGGAUUGCUAAGGCCUCUGCUGGCGCUAAAGGUGAGGAUAUCCUGAUCUCGUCAGACUGUGAUGCGCUGCUGGAGUUUGUAGAUGGAGGAAAACAGUCCCAUGUCCUACAGAAGUACAUCGAGAAUCCGCUGCUGCUCACCGGGAACAGGAAGUUUGACAUGAGGAUGUGGGUGCUGCUUGACCAGCAGUACAACAUCUGGCUGUUCAAGGAGGGAGUCCUCAGGACCUCGUCUGACCCCUACAACCCCAACGACCUUCAGGACCUGACGAGCCACCUGACAAAUCACUGCUUACAGGAAGCCCACUCUGCAAACUAUGGCAAAUAUGAGGAGGGCAACGAGAUGUUCUUUCAAGAGUUCAACAGGUUUCUUGAGACUGAACAUGACACCACCUUAGAAUCUGCAGUCCUGCCUCAAGUCCGGACCAUCAUCAGGCACUGCUUAGAGGCGAUCAGGGAGAACAUCAGCACCGCUGGGCUAGACUACUGCAGCUUCCAGCUGUUUGGGUUUGAUUUCAUGCUGGACAGUCAGCUGAAGGUGUGGCUCAUCGAGGUCAACGGGGCUCCAGCCUGCGCCAGGAAGCUUCUUCCUGACCUUGCUGCUGGCAUUGUGGCCAUCGCAGUCAACCCCCUGUUCCCCCCCACAACUGAGGGAGAAGUGGAACGGUCCAGCACGGCUGGAGAUAUCAGGGAUGUGUUCGAGAAGUUGUGACUGUGAUGCUUCUGUCUGGGGCAAGUUUAACAUGGAAAACAUAUCAGCUAGUGAAGUUUAACAUGACAUUGUGUUAAACUGGGGGAAACAUAUCAGCUAGCAAAGUGUAACAUCUGCGAAACUGAGGGGAAACAUAUCAGCUAGGGAAGGGUGUUUUAAAAAUAGGUGGAUCCAAAAGAUACAACAAGGGAACGUGGCUUGGGCAGGUUGUUUCUAUAGACACAAAGGUGCUAGAAACUGUUAACCUGCCUGGGGUUUCCUUACAUGCCCAACUAGUGAGGAAACUUUGGUGUUCAGGUCCCACUCUCAUAGGGCAUAACAAAGCAGGUGCAGAGUCAGACUUGUGCAGGUUGUUUCUAUAGACCAUUGAAGGAGGAUAAGAUAAGACUUUUAAAGACAAGGAAUUUGCUGGAAACUCUGAACCUGCCCAGAGUUUCCUUACGUACCCACUUAGUAAGGGUACUGCUCUGCAGCAGACUUGAUGAUGACUGUGAUAUCAAUGUCAUAAUAAUAUCAAGGUUUAAGAUGAAAGAAAUAAGCCAGAAACCCUAGGCCUUGCCAUAUAUAGAAUAGGAGGGAUAUAGUUAAAACAUAUCUAAAAGGUAUCAAAACUAGCUCAUUAUAACAUCUGUUCUAAGAACAGAAUUGUGCCUUGGCUGCAGGUUAACUAGAUUUGUCUGUUUUAAUAUUAAUGACUUUGUGUAUAUCUCAGAAAAUUUGUGAAAGUCUUUUUAGCACCUUAUCAGUGAGUUUUGUAGGCUCAAAAGUAUAUGUAGUUUUAGCUUAAAAUGUAUGAAUUUUUAUUGCAAAAGUUGUCAUAUUUUAUACAUACAAAAUAUAUUUUUGUUUGCUUUUAUUGUAUGAGAUGAAACAUGGCUCUCUGGUUAGGUCCAUGUUUGGUGACUUGCAUGACUUGCACUCUGCCAAGUUACAGGCAACAAAUUUUGAUACUAUGCAUGUCAGAAUGCACAUCUGAAUUCAGUGCUAUCAUGAAAAAUGCAACCAAUUAUAUAUAGAGAUAAUUCCAAAUAAAGACAUAAACACACGACUCACGUCUGUCAUUUUUAUUACCACAAAACAGAAGCUCGAUGUUGCAUUACUGGUACACACGCUCUUGCACAUACAUGUACAUUUUGUAGGUGUUCUCUGGUGUGUACAUUUCUCUGCACUAUAACACAAGGCCUUGGCAACCCAAAACUGCUACAUUUCUGUUACAGACUUGUAGUACAUGCACGCAGUCUGAGGAUCACUGGGAGAUUUGUCAUGGAUCACAGAUCAUACACUACAUGUACUUCAGCAUCUACAAUAUGUUAUGAGAUCACUAUUCACCUGUGACAUGUCUUGCAAGAACAUGUUAUUAGGAAAUGUUGAUAUGUCUUGAAAGGAAGCUGAUAUGUCUUGUCAGACAGCUGUCUUGCAAGGAACGUCUGAAUAACAUUACUUUUGGUUGACAGGAUGACUGUCCCUGCCAACUCAGGAUUACAACAAAACACUGACACACAUGAGCAACACACUGUAUCUGUAUCUAUAUAGCCGGUAUAACCGCCCUUCAGCGUAACACACCAACUUCGCAGCGCGGCAGCAGCUGGUUAUGUCACACCGAAGGACCCGUCACACCUAACGCCACACCUGAACUAACAUGAGAUGCAACAGUUUUAUGCAUACCUGCAGAAUUCUAUGGUACCAUCACUGCAUCUACAUUGCACUUCAGUCAGCAUUACGGCAACAUAAAUCUUUAACAUCUCAGUUUUAAAUCUCAUAAAUACAACAAUUAUCACAUCAGGAUAUUGCUUCCUUUUAUCUUAUCUUAUACAUCUGAUAUUAUAGUGGUCAAAUUUUUACAUCCCUUUUCAAAAAUAUACAGUCAGAACCACAUCCUGUUGAAGCCAUUGCUUAUAUUCAUUUGACCAUUGGAAGAAUUGUAAUGGCUACAUCUAUUUCUUUAUAUGGAGAAGUUCAUACCACGAAGUAUUUGUUAUUAAUGUAUUCAAUUGGCUACAAUUAUAUUUUUGCAACCUCUAAGCACCUGCAAAUAGGAAUAGUUCCACGUUGCCAUGUGAUGGCUUUUGACAGCUUUUCCUGCUCUAACUAAAAGGCAUGCUUUGGAACUUGGAAGAACCAGGAUAAGGCCUGAACCCCCAGGGCUCGAAAUUUGAAUAAAUUGUGA